AUGGAUUCGAAAAGCAUCUCCAAUCCUGAUCAAAAUAAGAUAAAUAAAAACGAUACGGCCAAUGCUGAAAUAAGGACUGGGGCGAACGAAGGCCCACAACGAUCAGAAAAAUUGAAUAAUUCAUUAGAAUCAACUGAAUCAAGAGAUGCAGACAAAUCAAAAGGUUUAACCAUUCCUCCUACAGGAACCCAAACAAUUAUUUCAUCACUUCAUACUGCUAUUUUGAAGGAACUAGGUAUUGAAGAUCCAUCAAAAUUGGGGCCAAUUGAAUCUGGAAUAUUCGAUAAAUACUUUCAAAUACGUCAAAUAAGAGAACAGAAAAAAUUGGAGGAAUUAAGACAAUCAAAUAUUGAUAGAUUACAUUCUGUCAUCAAAGAGAUAAAUGACAAUGAAAAAUUUACUGAGGAAACCAUAUCAGUUAUAUUAGGCUUUGUGACUAAUUCAAAAAAUGAAACCUCGUCUUUGAAAAGAAAAAGCCCUGAUUUAAAUCAAUAUGCUAGUCCUAGAAGUCACAAACGAUAUAAAUCUGAAAUUUCGUCGAUUAAAGAAAUGGACGUCUUACAAUCUACAUAUCCUACAACUGAAUCUAAUACACCAAUUAAUAAUGCCGGUCAUCGGGUACAAUUUUCACAGGAAUCUCAACAACGCCCUCCAAUGCAUCCUGUCCAAUACAAUCAACCACAACCACAACCACAACCACAACCACAACCACAACCGUAUUUUGCUAAUGGUCAGUGGUAUGUACCACAAAUUCAAGGUUCGGUACAGUAUCCAUUUCAACCUAGUAUGCAAGGAAGUCUGAGAAGUCAGCAUUCCCGCGGUGAUAUUGAUGAUAGAAGAAAUCCAAACCCUCAAAAUGAAAACAUUAAUGUUAAUCCAAGCUACUCCAGGGUACCAAUGCAAUAUCAUCCGACAUAUUUUUCUCCAAAUAUAAGGCAACCUGUUAUGGUCAUUCCGCAAUCACAAAAUGGGCCACAGGAAGGUUCAUUUAAUCAGUAUGAAAGACAACAAAAUAUAUAUGACGGUAGACCUGUGGGUCACCGAAGAUCACAGAGUGCUUCUGUUAUGAUACCCCAACUAUCGGGGUCACCUCAAAGAGGACCUUCUACGAAUAUGCCAGCAAAACCAGUAAAUUUUUUGAUUCAUACCCCAAAGCAUCCUCCUCCAACUUAA
Naumovozyma castellii is the source of this 1173-nucleotide messenger RNA. It is a transcript of the gene POG1, whose product is annotated as Pog1p. The coding region runs from base 1 to 1173 and encodes 390 amino acids. The transcript has a single exon. The record is from RefSeq and is a predicted model, not a curated record. NCBI's taxonomy places the organism in Eukaryota, Fungi, Ascomycota, Saccharomycetes, Saccharomycetales, Saccharomycetaceae.